Linum tenue is the source of this 1596-nucleotide messenger RNA. NCBI's taxonomy places the organism in Eukaryota, Viridiplantae, Streptophyta, Magnoliopsida, Malpighiales, Linaceae. The record is from the annotation of a GenBank genome assembly.
AUGGAGAGACCACAGACCUGCAAUUUACUCUUGCUGCUAGUGUUGUUCCUUCUUGUCACGGAUGAGUUUGUUUUGGGAGCUCAUGCGAGUCUCUCCAGUACGUCAAUGGCUGAUGCCCAUCCAAAGGCAGCAAAUUCAAGCCGGAAGUAUUCCCUUAGACGAAGCCAAUUUCCCAAAGGUUUCCUGUUUGGGGCAGCCACAUCAGCUUACCAACAUGAAGGUGCGACAUGGGAAGAUGGUAGACGUCCUAGUAUAUGGGAUGCUUAUGCUCAUGCUAAUCCAGGUAAAAUUAAAGAUGGAAGCACGGGCGAUGUGGGUUCCGACUCCUACCAUCUAUACAAGGUACGAUAUAUAGCUUCCUUAUUUUUCACAAAUAUUCGACUAAAUCUAUAUAUGUAUGUCUUAUUGUUUGAAACUGGACAAGACAGGACCGACUUUCGAGAUUAUGUCGAUUUGUGCUUCAAGGAGUACGGCGACCGUGUCAAGUAUUGGAUCACAAUAAACGAGCCAUUUACCGUCGCUAAAGGCGGCUAUUACGCCGGUGACCUAGCCCCCGGCCGGUGCACCAGCCACGGCAACUUUACCUGCGACGAGGGAGAGUCGGGUACCGAGCCCUACUUCGUUGGCCACAACCUGCUCCUUGCUCAUGCAACGGCGGUCCAAUUGUACAAGCAGAAAUAUCAGGCAACUCAGAAAGGUAUUAUUGGAAUGGCGAUGAAUGUGGAUUGGUACGUCCCUAUGACCUCGAGUGGACGGGAUAAAAGUGCCGCAAGAGAUGCCCUUGACUACAACUUCGGUUGGUUCAUGGAGCCACUAUACCGUGGUGAUUAUCCAGAGAGCAUGAAACAAUACGUCGGUGGUCGGCUCCCAAGAUUCUCUAAGCAACAAUCGAAAUUGAUAAGAAACUCAUUCGAUUUCAUCGGCAUCAACUAUUACACGGCUCGAUAUGUAAAGGCCCUCGACUUACCUGCUAACCGUCACCUCGUUCUCCCUGAGUCGCAUGCCUCAGUUACCCUGAUAGAUGACAAAGGGAAACCAAUCGGUCCUCUGACAGCCGCCGAAUGGAUGGCGAUUUAUCCAAGAGGGCUUUGUGAUCUCUUGCUCCACAUAAAGAAGACGUAUCAGAAUCCUCUUAUCUAUAUCACAGAAAAUGGAGUUCCUGAUGCUGGGAACUACACGUACCCACCACUUGUAGCUCCACCAAACGAUAACCUAAGAGCUUCAUCUAUUCGAGAUCAUCUCUCCUUCCUUAGAAGGGCCAUGAGAAUGGGAGUCAAUGUGAAGGGCUACAUCGUUUGGUCUUUGCUUGAUGGGUUCGAGUUGGGUGAAGGUUACAAAACCAAGUUCGGAUUGUUCUAUGUUGAUGUUAAGGAUCCUUCCGUCAGAAUCCCAAAAAUGUCAGCAAUCUGGUAUCGGAAGUUCCUUACGGGACAUUAAUCAGAUUGAUUUGAUUGGUAGUUUUGAUUAGCACUGAUCGGAUAUUAAUAGAGAGGCUUGGAAAUAGGAUGGAUGUUAUUAAUAACAUGGAUACUGCGACAUGGACGAGUAGGUUUCUUUUGCUUUUGCUUUUUCUGCAUAAAAUUGUACAAUUAAACA